This is a messenger RNA of Prionailurus viverrinus (fishing cat), 483 nucleotides long. RefSeq names its product chromosome B3 C14orf180 homolog (gene CB3H14orf180). The transcript has 4 exons. The record is from RefSeq and is a predicted model, not a curated record. Bases 1 to 483 code for a protein of 160 amino acids. NCBI's taxonomy places the organism in Eukaryota, Metazoa, Chordata, Mammalia, Carnivora, Felidae.
AUGAGGACUGCAGGGCAGACCUUGAGCCCCGACUCCCGGCCAGAGACGCGACAUCAGACCAGAAAGAAUGAAGAGGCCGCUCCGAGCUCGCCGCAGCCCGGGGCAGGGAGGGAGGGCUACAAGAGGUGUCCCCCCUCCAUCCUGAGGCAGAGCCGGCCGGAGCGCCGCAGCCGCGGGGCCGAGCCACAGAAGACCGCCAGGCACGUGCGGUUCCGGGAGCCCCCGGAGGUGGCCGUCCACUACAUCGCCAGCAGGGAGUCCACCACGGCCACCAAGGCGCUCGGCCGGCCCAGGUCCCGCGGCGGCUCCCUGCUCCUGCGGCUGUCCGUGUGUCUCCUCCUGGUGCUCGUGCUGGGUCUGUACUGCGGCCGGGCCGAGCGGGUGACACUGGCCCUCGAGGACCUCCGGGCCCGGCUCCUCGCGCUUGCCCUGCGCCUGAGGCACACGGCCGUCACCUGCUGGCACGGCCUGCUGCAGCUGUGA